GUGUAUAGCUCUAUAGUGUACAUGUGAAGUCUAGGGGUCCGUGUAUACCUCUAUAGUGUACAUGUGAAGUCUAGGGGUCCUGUGUAUACCUCUAUAGUGUACAUGUGAAGUCUAGGGGUCCGUGUAUACCUCUAUAGUGUACAUGUGAAGUCUAGGGGUCCGUGUAUACCUCUAUAGUGUACAUGUGUAGUCUAGGGGUCCGUGUAUACCUCUAUAGUGUACAUGUGUAGUCUAGGGGUCCGUGUAUACCUCUAUAGUGUACAUGUGUAGUCUAGGGGUCUGUAUAUACCUCCUUAGAGUAUAUGUGUAGUCUAGGUGUCUGUAUAUACCUCUAUAGUGUGCAUGUGUAGUCUAGGGGUCUGUAUAUACCUAUAGUGUACAUGUGAAGUCUAGGGGUCCGAAUAUACCUCUGUAGUGUACAUGUGAAGUCUAGGGGCCUGUAUAUACAUUUAUAGAGUACAUGUGAAGUCUAGGGGUCCCUGUAUACAUCCAUAGGGUACAUGUGAAGUCUAGGGGUCUGUAUAUACACCUAUAUAGUACAUGUGAAGUCUUGGGGGGGGCGUAUAUACAUCCCUAACAUACAUACUAUAGGGAUCAGCACUUAAGGCACAAACAUUUCCUGUGUAAAAGUCACAGGGAAGGAUUUGCAUGUUCACAGAUUUUUCGUGUGCACUAUGUGUACCUACACAAAUCUGUAGUCUGAGGCGUAGAAAGUCCCCCCCCCCCCCCCCCAUACAAAUCACAGGGUAUACACUCAGCCGUACAAUGAUCCAGGUUUGCCCGUCCCCUGUCACCCGGGCCGCUGUCUUGAAGCGGGUGGCUGCCUUGGCGUUGGCAGCCUAUGGAGCCCGCCGGCUGUACCCCAUCUUGAGACAUCUCUGCCUUCACUCCUCUCAGAAACAUAAAGAUUCAAAUGGACUCCAAAAAGGUAAAGAAGCGUCGUCUUCUUCCACGCCCCAAGCCGUGUAUGAGAAAACUGCGGUCAACAAGGUGUUUUUCCGUAGACUGAUCCGUCUACUUCGGCUUCUUUUCCCGAAGUUGGCCUGCAAAGAGUUUGGGUUGCUGGUGUUGCACUCGGCAGCCCUCAUCUCUAGGACUUUCCUCUCGGUAUAUGUGGCCCAGCUGGACGGACGAUUGGCCCGAUGUAUCGUGAAGAAGCAGCCGGCCAGUUUUGCAUAUCAGCUGCUCAAAUGGUUGCUGAUCGCCCUACCCGCCACCUUCGUCAACAGCGUCAUACGUUACCUGGAGGGUCAGCUUUGUUUGGCGUUCCGUACCCGUUUGGUGUCCCAUGCUUACAAGUUGUACUUUGGAAACCAGACUUACUACCGGGUCAGCAACAUGGACGGGCGGUUGCGGAACCCCGACCAGUCUUUGACGGAAGAUGUGGUGGCCUUCGCCACCUCCGUGGCCCAUCUCUACUCCAACCUGACUAAACCUGUGUUGGACGUAAUCGUGACCACUUACACAUUGAUCAAUACGGCCAAAUCUAAGGGAGCAGGUACCAGGUGGCCAUCUGCCAUUGCAGGACUAGUGGUUGUCAUUACAGCUAAAGUGUUGAGGAGCUGCUCGCCAAAGUUUGGGAAGCUUGUGGCAGAAGAAGCGAAAAGGAAAGGAGAGCUGCGGUAUAUGCACUCAAGAGUGGUGGCCAACUCCGAAGAGAUUGCCUUCUAUGGAGGUCAUAAGGUGGAGUUAUCCCUUCUGCAGCAAUGCUACAAGGACUUGUCCUCGCAGAUUAACCUCAUUCUGUGGGAGAGGCUGUGGUAUGUGAUGCUGGAGCAGUUUCUCAUGAAGUACGUGUGGAGCGCGUCUGGCCUUGUCAUGGUGGCAGUGCCCAUCAUCACCGCCAUUGGAUAUUCUGAGAGCGACUCAGAGGAAGUGAAGAAGGCAGCGAUGGAGAAGAAAGAAGAGGAACUAAUAAGUGAACGCGCCGAAGCCUUCACCACCGCAAGGAAUCUGCUGACUGCUACGGCUGACGCAACAGAGAGAGUGAUGUCUUCUUACAAAGAGGUGACGGAACUGGCCGGUUACACGGCACGAGUUCACGAGAUGUUCGAGGUCUUUGAGGAUGUACAGAAUGGCGUCUACAAGCGUCUCGGAGAAUCUGAAGGAGUCAAUCCCAACGAAAGAAACAUGAUUCAGCAUGGGAUUCGAAUUGAAGGUCCGCUGGAGAUAAAAGGAAAAGUUGUGGAUGUGGAGAACGGCAUCAUAUGUGAGGAUAUUCCCAUUGUCACCCCAACAGGCGAUGUGGUCGUUGCCAGACUCAAUAUUCGGGUAGAAGAGGGGAUGCACCUUCUCAUCACUGGACCCAAUGGCUGCGGGAAAAGCUCCCUGUUUCGCAUAUUGGGAGGUCUGUGGCCUGCAUAUAGCGGCGUGCUGUACAAGCCUCCUCCGCAGCACAUGUUUUACAUACCACAGAGGCCUUACAUGUCUGUGGGCACCCUCCGAGAUCAGGUUAUUUACCCUGACACAGCCAGUGACAUGAAGGUGAAAGGCUUCACCGACAAGGACCUGGAAGCCAUCCUGAAUAUCGUCAAUCUGAACUAUCUGGUGCCGCGAGAGGGAGGCUGGGACUCUGUGAGUGACUGGAAAGACGUUCUCUCCGGGGGAGAGAAGCAACGCGUUGGAAUGGCGCGCAUGUUUUACCACAAACCCAAGUACGCCCUCCUGGACGAGUGCACCAGCGCCGUCAGCAUUGACGUAGAAGGCAAGAUCUUCCUAGCGGCAAAGGAUGCCGGGAUCGCCCUGCUGUCCAUCACCCACCGACCUUCUCUGUGGAAGUACCACACUCACUUGCUGCAGUUCGACGGCGAAGGAGGCUGGAAGUUUGAGAAGCUGGACACGGCCGCUCGCCUCUCGCUCACCGAGGAGAAGCAAAGGCUGGAGCAGCAGCUGGCCGGCAUGCCGAAAAUGCAGCAGCGGCUCGGCGAACUGUGCCAGAUCCUGGGAGAAGAUUCGGAGGUGUCCGGCGGCGAAGACGGACAGAAAGCUGAGCAGCCCGAGUAAGGACAUUCCUGCGCAGGGUCGGCAGCCAUCACUGCGCAGGCUGUCAAGGUGUGUCCAGCCCGCAGCCUCACCAGUACCUGCAGGGUAGCCCCUAUUACCCACUCCCACCUUUCAGCCAUUAUUUUUUUUAUUUCUAUGAUUUUUAUUUUAUUUUUUUUAAAGAUAAAUUUUUGCUAGGAUAUAGCAAACCACAAUAACGCAGAUAAUCAUGCACUUUAUAGCCCCCCCCGACACCGAAUGUGGUGCCAAGUUUAGGUAGGAGUCCUUUCUGUCCUCCGAAACAUAUUGAGGGUUUAGUCCAGAAAAUGUGAAUUAAAUUUGGGGGGGUUUGAAUACUUUUGCCCUACCCUUGCCUUCCUUGAUGCGUCCCGCACAGGUACCUCCAAAGGGAGUAUAGACGACUUGUGCUGUGCCAUGUGGCAGUACCUGUGCGGGACGACUUCUAUUGCAAAAGUAUUCAGCCCCUAAAAACUCUUGCUCCUCCUAUGCAGAUUAGCAAGAGAGUCCAAACCCACCUCAUGACCCAGACUCUCUUUGGACGCCCAUGUCAAUUUGGGGUUAAAAUGGCAAUUUUAUGGUAAAUUUCACCUUCUGAUUACACAUAAUUGGUGCCCGCCUAAUCGAUGGCACUGCUCCAUGACCAUGAUACAGAUAAUUGGUGCCCGCCUCAUCAAUGGCGCUGCACCUUAACUAUCAUUCCUUUAUUUAUCGCCGUAGCCAUAGUGCAGGGUUUAAAUGGAAAAACAUGCCAGUUUCAAGAUCUCUGCUUGCUGUCAUCACAUGGAAGCAUUCUGGCUAUAUUAGAAGUACACAUCCUGUACGGCCCUGAAGAUUUUCCGCGCAGAGUAGACAGACCUCCUAUGAGGUGAACGCAUCAGCAAGAAUGCAAAUCUGCCUCCUCUGCUGAGGGUUUGCUCCAGUGUGUCAGUGCAGCUUGGUAAACCCUCAGCCUUCCAGUUCCUUGGUUCCAGAUUUCUCACAGCUAAGAGGGCGAAGAGCUGUUCUUUACGCAGGGAUUGCAUCCUAGGGUCACGUAAUGCAUGUGCCACCCAAUGCAAGCCCACGUGCGGGUGUUCUCCCCCCCCCCCCCCCAUGCCUUAGAGGGAAGCUAACACUAGAUCAUUGCCACUAAGAAAACAUAGACAUUGCUGUAAUGCCUCCAUUUGACCACAAACUCAUAGGUGGAGCUGUGGAGUCCUAGUCUUUACCACUUUAAUCCAGGCAAUAAGCACACUUCGUUUUAUCUACUUUCUUUGAAGGGCGUGUCCUUUUGCACAGCCAGGUAAUUGCACUAAUCCAUCUAAAUGAAGCAACGUUGCCAAUAGUCCUAAUUGAUAAACUAGCCUACCGUUUUGUGUAUACAGCUCCUAUGCAGACCAAUGUGCCUUUUACAGGAACAUAUUGCAUUGCUUAUGAUGUACGGAUCCAAAGGUUCGUUCUGUGUUAUAGUGCAGGGCUGCCUUCACAAGUCUGAAGACGCUAGAGCUCACAUCUCCCAGCAUUUCUUGCAUGUUCAGUGUCUGCACAAGACCUGAUUAGAUAAAUGUCCAGCUGAACUGAUGAGGACCUCCAGCUCUCUGCCGUCGGGAGAUGAGGAUCAGGCAGUGGAAUGUCGGCAUGCCUGAUCCUUUUGUUCUCGGGGACAUAAGCCACUGUCAGAGGGAGUGGCUCUUUCCCCUUUAGCCAAGCAUGCAUGUGUAUGGGGGAGCCAGCCAAACGAGCUGGGGAGGCCUUGCUCUCUCCCUGCAUUAUGGGAGCACAAACAAGCUGUUAGGGCUGUGUCCGACAACAAGCUCGUUGACUGUUUACCAGUAGCAACCAGCAGAAUUGUGAAUGCAGCUCUGGAGUUUAAUACAGGCUAUAACUCCGCUUCAGUACAGGAUAAGUAAUGUAAGUAUACAGUGACUCCACCAGCAGAACAGUGAGUGCAGCUCUGGAGUAUUAUAUGGAUAAGUAAUGUAACGUAUGUACACAGUGACGGCACCAGCUGAAU
Messenger RNA from Bufo gargarizans (Asiatic toad), 4996 nucleotides. RefSeq names its product ATP binding cassette subfamily D member 1 (gene ABCD1). The transcript is spliced from 10 exons. The record is from RefSeq and is a predicted model, not a curated record. Lineage: Eukaryota; Metazoa; Chordata; Amphibia; Anura; Bufonidae. Gene Ontology annotation, molecular function: ATP hydrolysis activity; ABC-type transporter activity; ATP binding. Bases 649 to 3003 code for a protein of 784 amino acids. Gene Ontology annotation, cellular component: peroxisomal membrane. Gene Ontology annotation, biological process: peroxisome organization; very long-chain fatty acid catabolic process; long-chain fatty acid import into peroxisome.